Caenorhabditis remanei is the source of this 4011-nucleotide messenger RNA. RefSeq lists its product as uncharacterized. Bases 1 to 4011 code for a protein of 1336 amino acids. Gene Ontology annotation, molecular function: protein tyrosine phosphatase activity. Gene Ontology annotation, biological process: protein dephosphorylation. NCBI's taxonomy places the organism in Eukaryota, Metazoa, Nematoda, Chromadorea, Rhabditida, Rhabditidae. The record is from RefSeq and is a predicted model, not a curated record. The transcript is spliced from 10 exons.
AUGUUCCUGAAGAACAACGCGUUGAUAGCAAUUGCCUGUAUUGGACUUUUUGCUCUUUCUGCUACCACAACGAAUCAUGAGAAAACUGUGACCAGUAGAGUUGGUUGGAGAUCGAUUCAAGGGAGAGGAAGAUUCAAGAGGAAUGCUCUUUCCGACAACAUCCAAAUGCUGCUCGACCGCACAUCACCGUUUGCUCGUAUCUCCAAUGGUAUCACCCUCCAAACUGGUCUCAUCAAUGGAUCCAUUAAUUUCGAUGAAGCGAUCGCUGAAAUUCUCAACUUUGGACCCGUCAAGAUGUCAGAUGUCACCGGAUUCAAACCAGACACCGUCGAAGCUCUGAUUGCUAAGCUCACAGAAGCACGUGGAACGAUUGACUCGACUAAGGAGACUCUCGACGCGGAGAAGCAGGUAUUAGCGUUUGAUAAGAUACGGAAGGGGUCGAAUGUUAGUGAGAAGUUGGAAGUCACGAAGGAGAUGCAGGGAUAUUUCACGGAUGUCGCCAGGUUUUCCUCGGAUUUCAAUUUCGAUUCAUUUACGGAACUUGCUGGGAACUUCACAGUUUUUUCUGAUGCACUCGUUCGUAUCCAGAAGAUUCCGGAGAAAAGAAUUCAACAAAAACGCUUUGAAGAGUUAGCAGCAUUCUCGGACGUAAUUUUUCAUUCUGAAAUAAUUCUGAAUAAUAUGGAUGCUGUUAGCGCAGAACUCAAAAAGUACGAGUCCAUUCAAUCUGGAGUUGAGAAGCUGAAGCCAUUCCAAUCUUUCAUUGACAUCAUGAAGAGUCGUGGAAAAUUAGUGGCAUUUGAUAAGGUUCAAUCCAAUCUCAAAACCUUUUUGGAUCUUGUCUCAAUUCACAAAGCUGCUGAGAAUCCUCUGACUAGCAUUAGGAACUUGGUCAUUGCUCGUCUUUUUCCCCUCCGUGCCGAUCGUAAACACACUUCUGGUUUCCCGAAUGGAUACUCUGAUAUCGAAAAGUUAAUGAGCGAUCUUCAAGACUCAAAUCUCCAGAAAACAUUGAAAAGUCCUUUGAAUCAGUUGAAUGAUGGACUGAAGCCACUUCUUAUGAUGCCUUAUAAGAUCACUGAGGUGAAUAAGAAAUUUGAGCCGUUUAAGUCCCCGGGUUUCAUUUGGCAACUGGAAAAUCUUGUAGCCCUUUGGUCGGAAAUCUCAGUUACCAAAGAAGACAGUGAAAACGUUUUUACGGCAUACAAGACUAGUGUCACCGCGAUCCCUAAUACGAUUUUGGAUCCUCUGAAAACAUAUCUCAAUGAAGUCAAACAGUUUUCGACUUCUAUCUCAAUGCUUUCGGAAUUGACAACCGGUUCAGAAGAAUUCAAAAAUGCUCUAAAAGAGUUCAGGUCAAUAUUUAAGUUUGCUGAUAUUAGUACUCCUCAAAAGGAAGAAGAGGAAGGCGUCAUAAAGAACUUAAGAGACAACAAGUCACUGGAAAAGUUCGUGCCGAUUUAUCAGAAGAUGAGUGAGAAAAUCAAGAAUGUGACUGGAAUUGACUACCAAGGCGCUGCUAAGAAUAUCACUCAAACCUCACUUGACACAUUUCUGAAUACUAAGGAGGUCAAUGCUGAGUUGACACAACAAGAUACAAUUCAGAAGCUAGGAGAUAGUGCUGAGCAGGUGUCAAUGGUGAUUCGGAUGAUCUCCCAGUUGAGAGAUUUCAAUAAGGAUCCGAAGCCGGUCAGUGAAUUGAAGACAAUCGUGGCAGCCAUAUCAGAAGUGUCAGCUGAGAUGAAGAAACUUGGAGGCGUGGUUGGAGAGAUGAAGGCGAUGGAUUCAUCAAAGGAAGUUGCUGAGUUGAAUAAAUUCAAGGAUAAUAAUCCCGAGGCGUUCCUGAAGGUGGUGCACGGAAUUCAUAAGGCUUGGGAGUUUUUGAAGGAGAAGAAGUCAUUGGAGAAGUUGCAGCUAGCGGAUGGAGUCUUGAAAACCGAGGUUGGCAAGCUGACAGAUCCAAACUUGAAGAACGAAGUACUGUCAAGUUGGGGAGACUUGAAAACUCUCGAGGAUGGUAUGAAGCAAAUGGAAAGUGUGAAUUCAAAACUGGACAUCUCGAAAAGCAAGUCAAUUCAUGAUGACUCAAAGCUUUUCAAGGAGUUCAAAUCGAUUCGAGAUGUGGCAUUCGAUGGGGUGAACAAGAAGAAGGCGUUGAGUCUCCUGGCUUUGAAUAAUCUCAAUACCCUUAAUGACGCCAAAGAAUCAAUCAAUAAUUUGGAGUCGUUGGAUCUCAAGUUUUCCAAAUUCAAAUCUUCGUUCCCGUCAGCACGAGUGGCUUUUCAAAACUUCUAUAGUGUUCUUGGCUCCUUUUUGAAUCCAGACGUCGAUCUACCAAAUCAGUCGAUUGGGAGUAGUACGGAGGGUGCUGCAGCUGCGGAAAUAGAUUGGCCGAAGUGGGUGAUCAUAUGUUGUGGUGUCGGUCUUGUUAUCAGUCUUGUUUUCGGUGUCGUGGCGUAUAAAAAGGGAUGGUGCCGGAAGCCUCCUCCAAAUGAUGUCGAAGAAGGAGACGAAACAACUCCUCUGGAAUCAAUUACACCAAACAAUGAUGGUGAUAAGCCGAAGAAGGAAGAAGUUGGGGUGCCGAAGGAACCAGAUGGUGGUGAGAAAGAGAAGAAUUCAAAAAUUGAUAAGGGGAAGGACGAGAAGAAUAAGAACGAGAAGACUGAGAUACCGAAAACUGAAGGAACAAAGGAGAAAAGUAAAGAGCAAAAGGUUGAGAUACCAAAGGCUGAAGAAAAGAAGAAUGAUAAAGAGGUGAAGGAAAAGCCCAAGAAUGAGAAAGACAGCAAGUCUUCAAAACCUGUAAAGCCCAAGGACAACACCACAACCGACGCACUCAAGAAAGGGUCAAAGAAUGAUGAAAAAGCUGGUCAAAAAGUAGAAAAAACCAGAACGGAAACGGAAGAUGCGGAAGAGGCGAAGCAAGAUGAAUUGAACCCAACUUUUGUUGUGAAGGACAAAGAAAAACUAGUGAAACACAUGAAGGCUCAUUCUGACUUAGCGCCGGACGACGUUUACAAAAUUGCCUUCAAUAGUCUUGAAGGAGAGAGAAUGAAGAGUAUGAGUCAUGACUUUGUGAAAGAAGCGCAGAAGAUUUUGCCAAAAGAGAAACAACGACAAUUCAAAUACUCUCCCGUCAACAAAAUACGUGUGCCAAAAGACAAGACCACUUCAAAGAGAAUUCCGAUUCAUGCGACAGAAAUGAUUGGACACAAUAAGAGAGUUGUUAUCACUCAGGCACCACAAAAAGGCGAUAAAUCCGGAAUCAUGUUUGACACGUGUGACGAUUAUCUGGAUAUGAUCAUAAAUACCGGAGCAACACUUGGGAUAGUGAUCAUGGAGAUGAAUGAGCUUGAGGAUGAGACGUUCCACAACUAUAUUCCGAAGAAAGUAGGACAGUCUCUUACGAUAGGAAAUCAUCAAAUACGGUUGGAUAGUGAGACAGACGUGUUUCCAGGAUUGAAUGAGAAACAUAUCAUCACUAGAGAACUCCAAAUUACUGAUAAAUCUGGUAAGACUCGCGCGUUGACUCUGUAUCAAUACAUCAUGUGGCCAGCGAAGAACAUUCCGCAAGUCAAUCAUGCUUCGAUUUAUCUCCUGUUCCAGAAAGUGAAAGGGACUGACACACCAGUAAUUGUCCACUCAAUGAAUGGUACUGACCGUGCGAUGGCGUUGGUUGGUAUGUUCAUGACGUUCGAUUAUUUUGCCGAGGCUCCCAAUUCACGCGUGAUGGCGGAUGUUCUUCCCUGGCUUCGCCGUUUUCGUCCGGGUUGUAUCCGUUACAUUUCUAUGAUGAUGUGGCUUCAUAUGGGAAUAACCUACAUCUACAUUAAAGAGCACAUCGAAGUGGAAAACGAUCGACAGGCUGCACUCAAAAAGUACGAGAGGGAUUAUGAGGUUAUGUAUGAAAUGAGAAACAAUCCUGAGAAGAUGCCGGAAAUGGAGAAAGACAGACGGGAAAUUCUGAAGAAAACCACCGAGCAACCGGCAAUUCCUUUCGAGUUUUGA